AUGGACACCACAAUAGUCAAACCAGAGAGCAUUCCUCCUCAAAGUAAUCAAGUUAUCCAGAACGAAAUCGUCCAUACUCUGGACGAGAUGGAAAGGCAGCAGCCUGAAGAGAUUGUGGAAAGCCAGAAACAGGGAACUACCGCCAAUCCCCCCGACACGUUCUUCUCGACCCUCCGUGAUAGCAUUGCGCCAUUGCCACUGACAACCAGUAGCAAUAUCCAGCCAGAGCCCGGGGCGUUUCCUGUGACGGGGUCUUUCCCGUUUUCUCGCAAUCCAACAGCAGCAUCCUCGUCAAGGACUAACGAUGCAGAAACGGUGCACUCUGCUAGUGCUUCCAGUAUUUCAACGAAUGACGCUGCUGUUGUGGACCUUGUCAAUGCUGAGCCUAUCAAUGAGUUAGAACAAGAAGAACUCCCCACUGCAGAACCAAUAUCACAAAGAGCCAAGAGAUUGUGGAAAAAGAAGCUCAUCUUGUCACUAACAGGGGAAGCAUUGGUUGGGAUUGUUAUCGUUGUAGGGAUUAUUGUGACUUUCGUCCUGGUCAACAACAAUGGAAAUGGUGCCACCGGUACAGAAAUCACUCAUCAACAACAAGGAGUCAUCCGUAUUCCAGUGAUCCCAGGAGCUACACAAGCACCAACCACUCUAAUGGAUGGGAUUCUAUCGAGGCUACAACUGCCUGAUUAUACUGUGGAGGCGUUGUAUGAUGCAAAGUCACCACAGGCCAAGGCAUAUGCUUGGCUGCUCGGCAAUUCUACUAGUCUUGAGACUUGUUCCAACGAAAGGCUGAUCCAGCGAUUUGCCUUGGCUACAAUCUACUAUGCCACCAGAGGUGACUAUUGGGUGAAACAUCGUGGUUGGUUGGAUUGGGAGACCCAUGAAUGCAAUUGGCAGCAGAGUCAGGCAUAUCUUGAAGACUCACCACAGCUGCAUUGUGAUGAAAUGGGCCAGAUCAAAGCCAUAGCACUAAUGGGCAACAAUGUGGUUGGUUCCAUCCCAAAAGAGGUAUCACUGCUGCACAACAGCUUGAAGGAAUUGUAUGUAUCGUUCAAUGUUGAACUCAAAGGAACACUCCCCAGUGAGAUUGGAAUGUUGACAAGGCUGGAAAGUUUAGGACUUCAGGCCACAGGGCUGUCAGGAAAGUUGCCCACAGAGCUGGGUCUCCUUCCAGUUCUUGGUGAUCUUUAUCUUGGGGGGCAGGGGAUAGAGGGAACUGUGCCCACUCAGCUGGGACAGUUUGGGAGCCUUUCACACUUGGAAGUAGGGUUCAUGAGCCUGACAGGUGAGUUUGAUCUUAAUCAAAAGAACCCCCCAUCUGAUAGUUGA
Seminavis robusta is the source of this 1326-nucleotide messenger RNA. The record is from the annotation of a GenBank genome assembly. NCBI's taxonomy places the organism in Eukaryota, Bacillariophyta, Bacillariophyceae, Naviculales, Naviculaceae.